AUGCUCUUGGCCCGGCUAGCGGGCAUCCGCGCCCCGGCACGGCUGUCGACACUCCUCCUGAACCCCCACCGGGGCAGGGCUUGGGGAGCCUCCCCGGACCCGUGUUCUGCCCGGCGGGGCUGUGAACCCGGGCGGUGUGGGGCGGCAGCCGAGUCCUCUGGACGCCCCUCAGCCUCCCGCUGCCUUCAAAGGCCGCCGAGGUCGCCGUGGGGCGCCAAGGGGCCGGCGGCGGGAGGGACGGGGGCACCGUCGAGGGGCGGCGGGGAGCGGGCGGGGGCCGGGGAGGAGUCGGCCCCGGGGCGGGGGUCGGGCCGGGCCGGGGGUGGAGCCGCGGGCUGGCGGGUCGGGGCGAGGGGGAGCCCUUUCCUUCACGAGCGAGCCGGAGCCGGGGAAGGCGCCUCCGCAACUAUUCCUGCCCAGCCGGUGCCGCCCGCCGCCCGCAGCAUGAUCUGGAAAACUCUCCCGUUGCUCUGCGCCCUGCUGGCCGCCGCCCGCCUGCGAGCCGAGGAAGAGCCAAGGAGCAAAUCUAAGAUCUGUGCCAAUGUUUUCUGUGGAGCUGGGCGUGAGUGUGCAGUGACAGAGAAGGGAGAGCCAACCUGCCUUUGCAUUGAGAAAUGCCAUCCUCACAAGAGGCCUGUAUGCGGGAGCAAUGGCAAGACGUACCUGAACCACUGUGAGCUGCAUCGUGAUGCCUGCCUCACUGGCUCUAAGAUCCAGGUGGAUUAUGAUGGCCACUGCAAAGAGAAGAAGUCUGAGAAUCCAGCUGCAAGUCCAGUUGUCUGCUACCAGUCGGACAGGGAUGAGCUUCGUCGCCGGGUCAUCCAGUGGCUGGAAGCUGAGAUUAUCCCAGAUGGAUGGUUCUCCAAGGGCAGUAACUACAGUGAAGUCCUGGACAAAUAUUUCAAGAGCUUUGAUGACGGUGAUUCUCGCUUGGACUCCACUGAAUUCCUGAAGUUUGUGGAGCAGAAUGAGACUGCCAUCAACAUCACCACCUACAUGGACCAGGAGACCAACAAGUUGCUCAGGGGACUCUGCGUAGAUGCCCUCAUCGAGCUGUCAGAUGAAAAUGCUGACUGGAAGCUCAGCUUCAAUGAAUUUCUCAAGUGCCUCAGCCCAUCCUUCAACCCACCAGAGAAAAAGUGUGCCCUGGAAGAUGAGACCUAUGAGGAUGGAGCAGAGACCCAGGUGGAGUGCAACCGCUGCGUCUGUGCCUGUGGGAACUGGGUGUGCACUGCAAUGACGUGCGAGGGGAGGAAUGAGAAGGUAGCUGCUCAGAGACACCAACCUGAUCAAGAUUUGACUGAGGAGGAGAUGGCCAGAUACGUUCAGGAACUGCAGAAGCAUCAGGAGACGGCUGAGAAGACCAAGAGAAUGAGCACCAAGGAGAUGUAA
This is a messenger RNA of Cinclus cinclus, 1392 nucleotides long. It is a transcript of the gene FSTL1, whose product is annotated as follistatin like 1. The transcript is spliced from 11 exons. Lineage: Eukaryota; Metazoa; Chordata; Aves; Passeriformes; Cinclidae. The coding region runs from base 1 to 1392 and encodes 463 amino acids. Gene Ontology annotation, molecular function: protein binding; calcium ion binding. Gene Ontology annotation, biological process: cell differentiation; regulation of BMP signaling pathway; multicellular organism development. The record is from RefSeq and is a predicted model, not a curated record.